Molecule: messenger RNA, 1017 nt
Organism: Sclerotinia sclerotiorum 1980 UF-70
Lineage: Eukaryota; Fungi; Ascomycota; Leotiomycetes; Helotiales; Sclerotiniaceae
Exons: 4
Coding region: 1-1017 (338 amino acids)
Molecular function (GO): catalytic activity
Source: RefSeq, a predicted model, not a curated record
AUGGCUCCCAUCAUGGAUGCACUCCCAAUCGUCGAGGACAAGCCAACGGCUGCUGUCACUGACUUCUCGGUCUCCAGUCCUCAAGAUGGAGCUGUUGUUGCGCCACCUACCACAGUCUACCAGACCGGUGCCACCAAGUUGAAGAACAUGCUCAGAGACUCGAAUGAGUUGAUUGUUUGUCCCGGUGUCUAUGAUGGAAUCUCAACCCGAGUUGCCCUUCAAGUUGGCUUCCCAGCUCUUUACAUGACCGGAGCAGGCACUACUGCUUCCCGCCUUGGAAUGGCAGAUCUCGGCAUUGCUCAUCUUUCCGACAUGAAGGACCACGCUGAGAUGAUUGCAAACCUCGACCCUUUUGGACCACCCUUGAUUGCUGAUAUGGACACCGGAUACGGUGGACCUCUCAUUGUUGACAAAGCCGUCAAGGCCUACAUCAGAGCCGGUGUUGCUGGAUUCCAUAUCGAAGAUCAAAUUCAAAACAAGCGUUGUGGCCAUCUUGCAGGCAAGAAGGUUGUCCCUGAAGAAGAGUACUACAUGAGAAUUCGUGCCGCCAAGGGUGCCAAAGAUGCCAUGAAAUCCGAUAUUGUGUUGAUUGCACGCACAGAUGCGCUCCAACAACUUGGUUAUGAUGAGUGCGUCAAACGUUUGAAGGUUGCUCGUGAGCUUGGUGCAGAUGUUGGCUUGCUCGAGGGUUACACUUCAAAGGAGAUGGCUGCAAAGACUGUUAAGGAGUUCGCCCCAUGGCCAAUACUUUUGAACAUGGUCGAGAACGGCGCUACUCCUAUCAUCACCACCAAGGAGGCACAAGAGAUGGGAUUCCGUAUCAUGAUCUUCUCCUUCGCUGCUCUCGCCCCAGCCAUGUUGGCUAUCCAAGAGACUUUCGUGCGUUUGAAGAACGAGGGUGUCGUAGGAACUCCAAAGAACGUUACACCAAGGGCCUUGUUUGAGGUAUGCGGUCUGCAAGAGAGUAUUGUUAUUGAUACUGCGGCUGGUGGUGGGGCUUUCGCCGAUGGUGUUUAA